AUGCCUGUGCACAACAUUGUCGUUCUCGCUGGUGAUGGCGUCGGCCCUGAGGUCGUUGCUGAAGCGAUCAAAGUUCUCAAGGUCAUUGAGAAGCAUACCGAUAAUACCUUCAACUUCCAGGAGCAUCUGUUUGGAGGUUGCUCGAUAGACGCGCACAACAACCCUCUUACCGACGAGACCCUCACAGCCGCAAAGAAUGCCGAUGCCAUCAUUCUCGGUGCCGUUGGAGGACCAAAAUGGGGCACGGGCAAGGUGCGCCCAGAACAGGGUAUUCUCAAGCUCCGCAAGGAACUCGGGACCUUUGGAAAUCUGCGACCCUGCUUCUUCGCCUCCGACUCGCUAGUCGACUCCUCGCCCCUCAAAGCCGAAAAUGUGCGGGGUGUCAACUUCAACAUCAUCCGUGAAUUGACUGGUGGCAUAUACUUUGGUGACAGGAAAGAAGAUGAGGGCGAUGGCAAGGCAAUGGAUACUGAACCAUACAGUGUCGAGGAAAUUGAACGCGUUGUACGUUUGGCUGGCAACCUUGCCUCGGUCGAGGACCCACCAGUGCCUGUGUGGAGUUUGGACAAGGCCAACGUGCUCGCGACAUCAAGGUUAUGGAGGAAAACAUUCGAGCGUAUCAUGAAGGACGAGUACCCGCACCUCAAGUCAGGCACCCAUCUCAUCGACUCCGCCGCCAUGCUCAUGAUCAAGAACCCACGCGCGCUGAAUGGUGUUGUUGUCACAAGCAAUCUAUUUGGUGACAUUAUUAGCGACGAGGCGAGCGUUAUCCCAGGCAGCUUGGGUCUUCUACCAAGUGCCAGCUUAGGCGGUAUCCCCGACGGCAAGACAAAGCUCAAUGGCAUCUACGAGCCUAUCCAUGGAUCUGCACCAGAUAUCGCUGGAAAGGGCAUUGUUAAUCCCAUUGCGACCGUCCUCUCCGUAAGCAUGAUGUUCAAGUACUCUCUGUGCCUGCCGGAGCUUGCGCAAAAGAUCGACGAGGCAACAAAAAUCACUAUUGACAAUGGCGUCCGAACCGCCGAUAUCGGCGGCAAAUCAAGUACAAGCGAAGUUGGUGACGCGAUAGCCGCUGAAUUAGAGAAGCUGCUGAAAAAGUAA
Messenger RNA from Bipolaris oryzae ATCC 44560, 1098 nucleotides. RefSeq lists its product as uncharacterized. Gene Ontology annotation, molecular function: 3-isopropylmalate dehydrogenase activity; NAD binding; magnesium ion binding. The coding region runs from base 1 to 1098 and encodes 365 amino acids. The transcript has 6 exons. NCBI's taxonomy places the organism in Eukaryota, Fungi, Ascomycota, Dothideomycetes, Pleosporales, Pleosporaceae. Gene Ontology annotation, cellular component: cytosol. The record is from RefSeq and is a predicted model, not a curated record. Gene Ontology annotation, biological process: L-leucine biosynthetic process.